Scaptodrosophila lebanonensis is the source of this 2372-nucleotide messenger RNA. It is a transcript of the gene HBS1, whose product is annotated as HBS1-like protein. The record is from RefSeq and is a predicted model, not a curated record. The transcript has a single exon. The coding region runs from base 68 to 2110 and encodes 680 amino acids. Gene Ontology annotation, biological process: translation. NCBI's taxonomy places the organism in Eukaryota, Metazoa, Arthropoda, Insecta, Diptera, Drosophilidae. Gene Ontology annotation, molecular function: GTP binding; GTPase activity.
UUUACUGUUAAAACAAAUUGUGAAAUAUCGUUAUUAAGCACACCAGGAACUAUAAAAGCUCAUCAGCAUGUCACGUCACAGGAUUGUACGUACCAUGGACUAUAACGACGAGUACGACGGCUAUGACGACGUCUACGGGCAUUCUGUGGACGACGAGUGCAUCUCGCCGACAGAUGCUCAGCAAUGGCUCUAUGAUCGGGCACGGGGACAGCAGAGUAUGUCGGCUUUCAUGAGUAAAAACAAGGACAUUAAGGAAGAGGAGGAGGAUGAGGACGACGAUGAAGCCUACCAAAAGGCAAGGCGAGAUUCUGACAACUUUCAGAUGCCAGUGCUUGAUGAGCUGGAGCAAGCCCAGCUUAGUUCCUGCGUUGACGAAGUUCGCAGUGUCGUUGGUGAUGCUGUGUCAGAGCGUCUUAUUGUGGAGACUUCCAUGCGCUUUGGUUACGAUAUACAGAAAAUACUUGAUGAAAUCUUGAACGAGGAGACCAAUAAAAAUGAGAAGAGAUCGCAGAAGUUCAAAUUGAACAAUGCACCAACAACAACAACAACAUCUAUAACGAAGGCUGCAACGAUGACCACACCGAAACCAACCUCCGCUUCGGCGGUCACUACUACAAAGGUUACAUUGUCAACACAAAAAGAAGCUCGACGUGGCUUCGACAUUGCAUCUCCAAAAACCCCUGCCUCGCCUGUGCUGUCUGGUCGAAACACGCCUGUAGACGUAAGCGGGGAUGAUGUAGCGCGCAACGCUGCAAACACUUUCAAAGUGUCCAAGGAUCAGGCUCAACGGAAUGCCAAACAACUGUACGAAAAGGAACGGGCCGACCAAAAGAGUCAAUUUCAUAUGAUUGUCAUUGGCCAUGUGGAUGCUGGCAAGAGCACUCUGAUGGGUCAUCUGCUCUACGACACUGGCAAUGUCUCACAGCGCGUAAUGCACAAGCACGAACAAGAGUCCAAGAAAUUGGGAAAGCAGAGUUUCAUGUACGCUUGGGUGCUCGAUGAAACAGGCGAGGAGCGAGCACGAGGUAUUACCAUGGACGUUGGCCAGUCGCGCAUUGAAACCGAAUCGAAAAUAGUUACACUCCUCGAUGCCCCUGGUCACAAGGACUUCAUACCAAAUAUGAUUUCGGGCGCAACACAGGCCGACGUAGCAUUAUUAGUAGUGGAUGCGACACGUGGCGAAUUCGAGUCUGGUUUCGAGCUGGGUGGACAGACGCGUGAGCAUGCGAUUCUAGUGCGUUCGUUAGGUGUCAAUCAGCUGGGCGUUGUCAUCAAUAAACUGGAUACUGUUGGCUGGUCUAAGGAGCGAUUCACAGAAAUUGUAAGCAAAUUAAAAGCGUUUCUCAAACAGGCAGGCUUUAAGGAAUCUGACGUGAGCUUUACACCCUGCUCUGGAUUGACCGGCGAGAAUCUAACAAAACGGGCACAAGAGCCGGCUUUAAUCGUUUGGUACACUGGUCCGCAUUUGCUGGAAGUUAUAGAGAAUUUUAAGAUUCCCGAUCGAGCCAUUGAUCGACCUCUGCGUAUGUCUGUGUCGGAUAUUUAUAAGGGCACUAGCUCUGGCUUCUGCAUUUCUGGGCGCAUAGAGACGGGCGUGCUGUGCGUAAAUGAUAAAGUCCUUGUUGGUGCAAGUCGUGAACAGGCCCAAGUGAAGGCCCUGACGAUAGACGAGCUGUCGCAGUCGAAUGUUUUUGCUGGCGAUCAGGUAGCCGUUACGCUAGCAGGCGUGGAUGUAAACAAUAUCACAGUUGGCUGCAUCAUAUGCGACCCGCAGACGCCCAUACCAGUGACAACACGCUUCCAGGCGCGCAUAAUUGUUUUUAAUGUAAAGGUGCCAAUUACAAUGGGUUAUCCAGUGUUAUUGCAUCACCAGUCGUUAAUUGAACCGGCCACUGUGUGCAAACUUACGGCGCUCAUCCAUAAAAGUACCGGAGAAGUUGUAAAGAAAAAGCCACGUUGUCUGGGCAAUAAUUCCUGUGCUCUCGUGGAAGUGGAGACGUCUCGGCCCAUUUGCAUUGAACGAUACGCUGAUUUCAAGGAGCUGGGUCGUAUUAUGAUGCGUGUGGCUGGUGUAACGAUUGCCGCUGGCAUGGUCACUAAAAUACGUUGAGAGUGCUUAUUUAUUUUUACGAAAUUUUAGUUAAGUCCCAAUGCUAUUUUGUUUUUGCUAUGCAAAUAUAUUAUACACACAUUUCAAAAUUAAAAACAAAACGGCUGCAAUGGACGUAGUCAUGUGCAAUACAUUUAUCGUAGUGCUUAUCGUUAUCGCUGCGAAUGGCAGCACCCACGAGGACCCAGUCUGGCAGCACUAGAUGAAUCAUUGAGUUAGACAUAAGCAUAAGCGCCGAAUAAAGAGUUUGUUUGCUUAAAAA